UACUGAAGACGCAAUUCGCUUCGAUCAAAACCCACCUCCUCCCUCCACGGUCUAAUUUCAAAUUCAAAAUGAUAAACGGCUAUUAAAAGCUUCGUAAAGAAACCUGCAUUCCUUCCAUGUCCGCCAUCUCUUCCCUACUCUCAUCAAACCACCCGACAUGCCUCUCGCUCCUCCAAGUAUGCUCUUCCAUGCAUCAUCUUCUUCAAAUCCAUGCCCAGAUGAUCCGAAACCACCUCUUCCAAGAUCCGUUCGCCACCAGCAAAAUCCUCGAAUUCUGCGCCGUCUCCGACUAUGGCAAUCUCCACUACGCGCGCAAGUUGUUCGACAUAAUCCCCCACCCAAACACCUUCACCUGGAACACCAUCAUCCGUGGCUAUGCCAAUUCCCCCUUCCCGAGACCGUCUAUCCAUCUCUUCUGUCAGAUGUUAGCCUCUGGUGCGGCUCCAAAUUCCUAUACUUACCCUUUCGUUGUCAAGGCCUGCGCCCAUCUCUCCGCCUUGGAAGAGGGUGAGCAGGUCCAUGGCUUCAUUUUGAAGUGCGGAGCUGAUAGUGACGUGUUUUCGGUCAAUGGGUUGAUUCAUAUGUAUGCAACCUGCGGGAAGAUUGAUCUUGCCCAUCAAUUGUUUGAUUUGAGUCCUGAUAGGGACCUAGUGUCUUGGAAUUCGAUGCUGUCUGGGUAUGUGAAUUGUGGGUUCCUUUGUAGUGCUCGUCAAUUGUUUGACGAAAUGCCUGAAAGAGGGAUUGUUUCUUGGAAUGCGAUGAUUAAUGGGUACACCAAGUGUGGUGAGAUUGAUGCUGCUAGGGAGCUUUUCGAUAGGAUGCCGAGUCGGAAUGUCGAGUCUUGGAAUACGUUGAUUGCUGGGUAUGCUAAGUGUGGCCUUUUGGACGUGUCUCGGAAACUUUUUGAUGAGAUGCCUGUAAGAAAUGUCAUCUCUUGGAGUGCCAUGAUAACUGCUUAUGCACAAGGAGACCGGCCAAGUGAGGCAUUAGUUCUAUUUGAAGAGAUGAAGAACGUUGGCACAAAGCCCAAUUGGGCUACCAUCGUGAGUGUACUAUCUGCUUGUGCCCAUUUGGGGGCCUUGGAGCGAGGAAAACGUGUUCAUAUGUACAUAGACAGAAGCAAGAUGAAGUUGGAUUCUAUAAUUGGGACUGCUCUUAUAGACAUGUAUGCCAAGUGUGGGUGCAUAGACAAUGCACUUAGGAUCUUCAAUGCAUUGGCGUCAAAGGAUGUUUUCUCAUGGACAGCCAUGAUCGGAGGGCUGGCUGUGAAUGGCCAUGGCGAGAAAGCCUUGGAGCUCUUUGGUCAAAUGGAAAGAGCUGGUGUGAGGCCCAACCAAGUCACGUUUGUUGGUGUUCUUUGUGCUUGUAGCCAUGGAGGAUUGGUACAACCUGCUAGGGAAUAUUUUGAUUCGAUGCAGAUGGUGUAUGGAAUUGAGCCUCAAAUCGAACACUAUGGUUGUAUGGUUGACACGCUCGGGCGUGCUGGGCUCUUGGAAGAUGCGUUGUCCUUUGUAGAAUCCAUGCAUGUGAAGCCCAAUGCCGUGCUUUGGGGAACUCUGCUCGGUGCUUGUUGGAUCCAUGGAAAUGCUAAGAUAGGGGAGUGUGUGGUGGAUCGCCUCGUUGAGCUCAAACCCAAUGAUGGGUGUGCAUAUGUUCUUUUAUCUAACAUCUACGCAACUGCAGGGAGGUGGGAUGACGCUCGGAAGGUGAGGAUACAGAUGAAAUCCAAGGGCCUAUUGAAGAGCCCAGGCCGUAGCUCAAUUGAGGUAGAUGGCAUUGUUCACGAAUUCUAUGUAGGAGAUAAAUCACACCCAAGGACUGAAGAAAUCUAUCUAAUGUUAGACAAGAUCACAUCGAGAUUGAAACUUGUAGGAUAUGUACCGAAUACUUCUCCAGUGUUGUUCGAUAUAGAGGAGGAAGAGAAAGAACGCGCGGUUUCAUAUCACAGUGAGAAAUUGGCUAUUGCAUUUGGGCUCAUCACCAUGGAAGCCUGCUCACCAAUAAGAAUAGUGAAGAACCUUCGUGUUUGCCAGGAUUGCCACACUGCAGCAAAAUUCAUCUCUGAAGUUUUCAAGCGAGAGAUUAUCGUGAGGGACCGGAACAUAUUUCACUACUUCAAAGAGGGUUCUUGUUCAUGUAAGGAUUACUGGUAAUAUUGAAUCUCAAAGGGAGGCAGUUCCCCAUCUGUUAUCAUUUCUUUGGGUCAUUAAGACGGGGUUUGGCGGGACCCACCCCAAUGACCAUUUCCCCACAAAAAUCUACAAAUGCAUUUACCUUGUCCCAACCACAUCCUCCUUGAUCAAUACCAUCUAGGAGAUACAUUGCAAUAGAACUACACUAACAAUGAGAGACCUUUUAGUAUGAAAAUUGUAUCAAUUUCAUUGAUUGUACAGUGAGCCUGAAGAGGUCAAAACUAUUGUAAUUUAUGGCAGUCUUGAUACUAUAGAACUGGGACCCAGUUUGAAAAGGAA
This is a messenger RNA of Magnolia sinica, 2471 nucleotides long. RefSeq names its product pentatricopeptide repeat-containing protein At1g08070, chloroplastic-like. Bases 117 to 2153 code for a protein of 678 amino acids. Gene Ontology annotation, biological process: RNA modification. Gene Ontology annotation, molecular function: zinc ion binding; RNA binding; protein binding. The transcript has a single exon. Lineage: Eukaryota; Viridiplantae; Streptophyta; Magnoliopsida; Magnoliales; Magnoliaceae. The record is from RefSeq and is a predicted model, not a curated record.